Apus apus (common swift) is the source of this 6707-nucleotide messenger RNA. It is a transcript of the gene ZGRF1, whose product is annotated as zinc finger GRF-type containing 1. NCBI's taxonomy places the organism in Eukaryota, Metazoa, Chordata, Aves, Apodiformes, Apodidae. The transcript is spliced from 28 exons. Gene Ontology annotation, molecular function: zinc ion binding; helicase activity. The coding region runs from base 337 to 6534 and encodes 2065 amino acids. The record is from RefSeq and is a predicted model, not a curated record. Gene Ontology annotation, cellular component: site of double-strand break; nucleus. Gene Ontology annotation, biological process: double-strand break repair.
CCCUUCGCACCGCCGGUUCCCAAGGUUUCGCGCCCCGCUGAGCCCCCAGGGACUGUCAAGCGGCAGCUGUAAGAGACAGCGUGAAUCUUCCGUCUUGCUAUCGGCUGUUUCUCACGGAUCCGCAGCGCUGGAGGGGCUGCCGGGCCUCCUGCCGUCGUUUCCCUUGCAGAGCUGAUCGCAGGUGGCAGGAGAGGAGCUCUCCAAGCGCAGGUGCAGGUCGCAGCGUUGAGCCAAGAAGCCGCUCUGGUAGAUGCUGAACGUUUCCUUGUCUCUCAGGCUGUAUGAAGAUGUGAAUAUUCCUUCCAUAAGUUGUUGGGUGACUGCUUUGCCAAAGCAAUGGCCUCUCAAGAAUUUACUGUAUUAUACACUCACCAAAAAAUGAAAAAAUCAAAAACGUGGCAGGAUGGAAUUCUGAGGAUUGGAACUGGCAGAAAUAAGGCUGUCUUGUUUGAUGAUAAAGGACAAUGUUUGGAGAGUAUUUUUAUAAAAUCUCAGGUGAAGGCUGGAGAUGAUUUAGAAAGUGAACGAUAUUUGAUCACAGUUGAAGCAGUGAAAGUGAGUGAGGCAUCUUCUGAAGAUCAGCCAGGGAAAGCAGGAACUCCAGCAGCAGAGAGAAAUGGUGUAAAACCUGGGGUUCUGCCUCCAAGACAUCUGUCUGUCGGCCUGAAAAGGAAAUUUAGAGGUUUCCAAGGGCCACGCCAAGUUGAGAAGAAAAUACCAGCAGUGGAAUAUGGAGAGAAAGCAACAAUAUUGCCUGUAUCUGAGCAGUGCCAGGGUACUUUCCCAUCCAAGUUUUAUGUUACCUCUCCCUUAUUUUCUACGAUUGGCAGGAAGGAUGCAGCAACAAAUCUGUCUGCAGACUCCCAAGGAGGUGCAGGUGUGGAUGAUAAUGGAGAACACACGUCUGUCUCCUCACUGCUUUCAGCUCAGUUUCUUGACAGAUGUGAGGCGACAGAGAAGCCAAACUCCCCCUGGUCCACUGUGAAGCCAGAAUCUCCUCUGAUUGCUGAGGAUACCCAGUCUGGUGGUUACGGGGCAGUGUCACGCAACAUCAGGAGCACAGCACAGAUAAUAGCUCUUUUGAAGGCUAAACCAGCACCAGGCUGCAGAGAGCAAGCCAUGUCUGACAUCACAGACUGUCAUUCUAGGUCUCAGGUGUCAGAAUAUGCAGAAAGUUCAUCACAUAACCAAAACAGCACAAUCCUACCUGCUUUUUCAGGCAACUCUGCUGAAAAACUCGUUCAGAAUACUCAGCACUUGCCUUUUAUGGAGCAAACUGUAAGUGACAAAAAGGAAUGGAACCCUGAAAUGCUGCUGAAUUCAGCUGAACAACCUUGUGAAGAAGAAGUCAUGUGGGGGAGACAUGACAAAAAGGCAAAUCAUCUAAGUCAAGACUUACAAGAUCCCUCUAAUACAAAUAAUUGCUGCUUACCUGAAUCCACUAUCAAUAGACUAAGUGACAGUCAGUUUGUCCCAUCCUCAGGUGACAUUUUGCCUUCAGAAAGUCCAGUGAGCUUUGAAAAAACUUUAUCCAGGUACAGGGAGCAGUCAGUGACUAAUGGUCUGAAGGAGAAUUCAUCUUUGAUGUUGCAAAGGGAGCUUCAGCCAAAACAAAAUUCAGAAAGAGCCCCUAGUGACCCAGAGCUCCCUGUGGAUGUGACAGUGACCAAAACUGGAGUUGCAGAGGAGGGAUUAAGUACCAGUGGCAAAGACUGUGGUCCAGAUGAACCAGGGAUGGAGGUUAACUUCAACCUAAUGGCAGCUUUUGAUUUUGAUGAGGCAGACAAUCCAAACCUGUGUGAAAGAGAUGUGAAUAAACUCACUGAAGGAGACGUGCUUUCACAAAGCCCAGAUUGCUUAAAGGAAGAUGUGGCACAAGAUGCUGCUUUGAGACUUGGUUCCUGCUAUGAAAUGGUGGUAGACUGUAAAAAUGAAGAAGUCAAAUGCUCAGCAUUUGACACAGAGAAUGAUGGAAAUCACUCCCCCAGGAGAAUCACUGCAUUUUGUGACAACAACCUCAGAGGUACAGGGAGAAUUGGAGGAGACUUGGCAAACCAGAGCAGAAUGGAAGUGGAACUUCUGGGUGAUGGACACAAGGUAAAAGAGAUGAAUGAAAGUCAAUUAAGUAGUGAAGCCACAAACAAUAAGAAGGAUCUUGAUGGCUGUGCAGCACAUAAGAUCAUUGGCAUGUCUGAUCUUCUGCCUGGUGACAUGAAUGUUAAUGACUGUCACCCUAAAACCAGUAUGUUUGAGAAAACUGGAAAUAUUUCAUGUAUUUCUGCCAGCACAAUAGUUUCUGCAAUGGACAGAAGGACUGAAGAUGUUACAGAGCUUGGAUGCAUUAAAUGCCCAGAUGUUGACUUAGAACACUUCUGGAGUACUAAAAGUGACAUUAAACCAGGUAGUCCUUUGCUGGCUUUGUCACAAAAAUCAGAGUCUAGCUGUGGUUCAUUCCAAUGCAUUGGAGAUGACAAUCAAAAGGAAUUUGUCAUUUCAAGUAAGGAACAUACUCUUAUUUCCAGAAGUUCUGUCCACCCUUUAGGAAAAGGCCAUCAAUUUCCAGAGGAAACAGUGAUAGGUGAAACUGAGUUUGAAACUGGAGAGAGCAUAAAUGCCUUUGGUGAAGCCUGCAAAGGUGAAAGAAUAGGAAUGGAUUGCCUGAAGUCUAGGACAGUGGCUGAAAAUUUAUCAGAUCUUCCUGAUUCGAUAAAAAAUCUUGCUCUUCUGAGAGCUUUGACUCAACAUAGCACAGCAUUAGAAAGCUUACAGAAGAUGAAGGAGAAUGAUAGCAUAUUCUCUGGAGCAGAGACUUCUAAAGAGAUAUUUGAACCUGUUGUGCAAGAUGAAGCUAUAAAACAGUUUACAGAAAUGCCUUACUCAGAAAGUGUACAGGCAUCUUCCUGUUCAUACUUUGAUUCUCCUGGCCUUAUGCCCAACUGUGAGGACAAUUUAUUACCAAAACCAGAGGCAUGCAUUCUACCAAUAGCAGUGGCCCAAAGAGACCCUAGGACAUCUGGCUGCCAUCCAAAGUCUCCAGAUUCAAGAAGUUUUCAUGAGGAUGACACCAACUUUGUCAGAGAAGAGAAUUUUCAAAACCAGCCCAACAUUACUAGAGAGGCAAGAAUAGAUCAGUCCUCUCUGGCAUUGAAUGUUUAUUCUGGAGUUCCUCCAUGGGCAAUGUCAGGCUCCCCUUCACAUGCCAGUAUGAGACAAAUGCAGUGGAAUUCAUGGGAAUCUGACAAGAUGAUUUCUUCAGUAGGACUGGCUUCCUCACUUGAUCCAGACUCUACCAUUUCUCCAGCUUCAGGAAGUGAGGAAACUAUUGGAAACAUCCAGGAGCCCCUGAUACACAGGAUCUUGCCAAGUGAACCAGAACUUUCAGAAUUCUUUUUCAGCCGGGAGAAAUCCAGCUAUCCAGAGGAAUGCAACCUCUCCAGAUGCAAGGCCCCAGUUAGACCACGGACUCCAUUUGUCACUCUUCCUGAUGCAGUUUGUCCACCUGACAACAAGGAGGUCCAGCAGUCCUUCAGCUCCACAGUAGUCCAUUUAGGCAACAAGUCAGUGGUAUUUCCUAUGAGUGCUUUUGGCCCUGAGGACAGAAAUUAUGAAACCUCUGUGUUUGGAGAGUGUACGGAAGACGGACAAAGGGAAUCUGUCCAACCAGUGCUCCCUAAUGUGGCUUCACAAUAUAGACAAAGCAAGUGGCUAAAAUAUCAAAACAGUGCUCAGUGUGACUUGAUAGCUCAAAACAGCGAUGAUGGGGAAGUGACUGAUGACAUCUGUGCUGAGAAGGUCCUUGGAAUGCUGCUGGGUGACAGAGAGAGCAGCACUGUGAAUAGCGGUGCUCCAGACCCUGCACCUCUCCUGACAGCAGAGGGCACGCCUGGGGAAGGCUUUGCAAACACCAGCAGCCAAGAUUUGUUUUCAGAGAGGAAGUUACUUUCUCUGCACUCAAGUCAGACGCCUUUGGCUGAAGCAACACAAAAGGUGUUAAGUCAUCUGAGCUGCCACACUGUAACAAGAGACAGCCAGAACAUGAGGAUUUCUGAGUUGUCUUUUCCAAAUGUGGAUAAAGUAAAAAUUGCUACCCUUCCUCAAAGGAAGGUUUCCAUACCAACUGUGUUUCAGUCUCAUGUUCACUACAAGCAGGUUUUUAAAGCUGCUCUGACAGAGCAAUUAAACGUAAUGCUAUUUGAGUUGUCCCAAAGAUUACACAACGCUCUUUCAAAAGUGGAUAUAUCAUUUUACACUGCAUUGAAAGAUGGGCCAAGUGAGAGCAAAGGAGGCAGUGGUCCACUCUGCAACCACAGGCAUCCUGCUAAGCUUGUUAUGGUUAAAAAAGAAGGUCAAAACAAGGGCCGUUUGUUCUAUGCCUGUGAUGCCCCCAAAGCUGAGCAGUGUUCGUUUUUCAAGUGGAUAGAAGAUGUGAACCCCACACAGAUAAAAUCCAGGCCUAGUGCAGUGCUUCAUGAUGUAAAAAGCAUUGGGACUUACCUCAGAAGUCAAAAGAUUUCUCUCUAUGAGGAAUGCCAGCUUUUGGUGAGGAAAGCCUUUGAAAUGCAAACACAGCGGUGUAGUAAGUUCAGGAAAUUUAUGAAUACACCUGCCAGUUUUGAUGGUGAUUCCAAAAGCAAAUUAUACCUCAAAUUAAGCAGAAAGGAGCAUUAUUCUCUCUAUAGCAAAGAUGAUAUUUGGGUUGUUUCAAAGACUCUGAACUUUGAUCCCCUGGAUACUUUCAUUGCAAGUAGUGCUUUCUUUGGACCAUCCUCCAGUAAUGAAGUAGAAUUGCUACCACUGAAAGGUUACUGCCCCUCAAACUGGCGAUCAAAUAUGUGUGUUCAUGCCUUGCUGGUCUGCAAUGCUAGCAGUGAGCUUACAUCUUUAAGAAAUCUGGAGGAUAACUUCACUCCAGCAACAUUACCACUAAUACCAUAUCUCCUGAAAAUGAAUUUUGAUUCUGAAAAUGCUACUAAAAGAGUCAGCAAAAGAAAAUUUAUGCCACCUGCCAUCAGCCUGAAACAGACAAUGAUGUCUGGACCUGUCAGCACUGAAGUGGCAAUGGGACUUGCUGAAAAGAUGAUCCAAACAUUCUCCUUGAACCCAGAUCAAGCUACAUCACUGAUUCAGAUAGCUCAGAUGAUGACCUUGUGUGAAAAUACCAAACCAGUGGGAGAACAUCAGAUCUUCCCCAUCACAAUCAUACGUGGUGUUUUUGGAGCUGGAAAGAGCUAUCUGCUGUCUAUUGUGAUCUUGUUCCUAGUGCAACUCUUUGAAAGCAGUGAAGCUACUGAGGGUCCCAGGUCAACUCCAUGGAGACUUCUGAUUGCUUCUUCCACUAAUGUUGCUGUUGACAGGAUACUGCUGGGGCUACUUGAUCUUGGAUUUAAGGAUUUUAUCAGAGUGGGAAGUAUUAGGAAAAUCACCAAAGCAAUUCUUCCCCAUAGUUUACAUGCUGGCUCAGGAAAUGAAAACGAGCAGUUGAAAGAGCUGCUUGCUCUCAUGAAAGAAGAUUUAACUCCAGCUGAAAAAGUAUACGUGAGGAAGAGUAUUGAGCAACAUAAGCUGGGCACCAAUAAAACCAUACUGCAACAGGUAAAAGUGGUUGGGGCCACCUGUGCUGCCUGCCCGUUCCCAUGUCUGAAUGCUCUGAAGUUCCCCGUAGUGAUGCUGGAUGAGUGCAGCCAGAUGACUGAACCUGCUUCUCUCCUGCCUAUUGCAAGGUUUCAGUGUGAAAAGCUUGUCCUUGUUGGAGACCCGAAGCAAUUACCACCAACUAUCCAAGGGUCUGAGAGUGCUCAUGAAAAGGGAUUGGAGCAGACCCUCUUUGACAGGCUCUGCUUAAUGGGCCAUAAAGCAAUACUCCUUCGGACACAGUACAGAUGUCACCCUGCUAUUAGUGCCAUAGCCAACGAGCUGUUCUAUGAAGGAGAUCUGAUAGAUGGUGUUUCUGAGGAAGACAGGAGUCCUUUAUUGGAUUGGCUUCCAACACUAUGUUUUUAUAGUGUGAACGGGGUAGAACAAAUUGAAAGAGACAACAGCUUUUACAACAUGGCAGAAGUUCAUUUUACAGUCAAGCUCAUCCAGUCUCUGAUUGCAAGUGGAAUAGAAAGCUCUGCAAUUGGUGUGAUUACUCUUUAUAAAUCCCAGAUGUGUAAGAUCCAGAACCUGCUCAGCAGCGUGCACUCUGAGGCAUUUGAAACCAAAGCUCUCCAGGUGUCCACUGUAGAUGCCUUCCAAGGAGCCGAGAAGGAGAUCAUCCUUUUGUCCUGCGUGAGAACAAGGCAAAUUGGCUUCAUAGACUCGGAAAAGAGAGUGAACGUUGCGCUGACGAGAGCCAAGAGGCAUUUGUUGAUUGUUGGGAAUCUGCCCUGUUUGAGUAGGAACAGACUGUGGGGGAGAGUGAUUCAUCACUGCAAAGGAUGGGAAAAUGGACUGCAACAUGUAAGCCAGUGUGAGCAGCAGCUAAACGACAUUCUUAAGUGUUACUUGGAGAAAUGGAAGGAAGAGGAAGAGAAUGGAAAAAAGGAAAAAUAAAACAUGCACCUGUUUUACGAAGAGAAUGCAAAUUGUGUGUCUGUAAGAGUUAUCAGAACGAUUGAAAAUCUACUAUUUAUUUAAUGUGGGGAAGUGUUUGUAUCUCAGUGCACUGACACUUCUGUUUGUUUGUGUGACUAAAAAUGAAUAAAGUAACUUUAUCUGCUUGAUAA